ACCGCUGGCUCUCGGCUACCCAUUCGAAGAGGAAAAUCAUUUUUUUGCGGUUUUCCUCCUUUAAUCCCAUUCUGAACGGCUAGGAAAAACUGUCUUUCAUGACGAAAUCCUUCAUGUUUGGUUUCUUGAAAACUCUCAGCCGUAAUCCAUCAUUCAGACGAGAUUUAUUUUUAUAACUCCGCUGAGGAAAACAACAAUAUGGCUUCCGUUAGUAAUCACGGAAACUCCAUAGUCAUUGAAGACGACAGCCAAUUUCAGCAACAACUCAAUCAAGCUGGGAACAGACUGGUCGUGGUAGAUUUUAAUGCAUCUUGGUGUGGCCCAUGCCGUAUGAUGGCCCCUGUGUUUUCAAAUUUGAGUGUGAAAUAUUCAGCAGCUGUUUUUCUGACUGUUGAUGUUGAGAAGUGUCAGUCUGUGGAUCCUAAGAGAGUUGCAACAGGUCGUAGCUGGGACUGUUUUGAACAGCUCCUGGACAACCCGCGGGAAGUCUUCAUGGAUGUGUCACAGCUUCUGCUUAGGUUUGCAUCCAACAUCAUCAACAAUCCUGAUAAUCCAAAGUACCGAGCCAUUAAAGUCAGCAACAAGAUUUUCCAGUCACGGCUUCUUCCAGUAAAUGGAGCUGUGGAAUGCCUCUUCACCAUGGGAUUCAAAGAGAGAGGUGAUCAACUAGUGUGCCCACAAGGUGAAUCCUUAGAAAAGAUGUUGAUUCUUCAGGACGCGUUGAAUGACGAGAGAAGUCGUCAUGGCACUGCACAGGAACUUGAACCUACUCCAACUCCAGCACCAGUCAACCAACCUCAAAGCAAUGGUCCUUCAUGCGCACAACCAACUAUUGUUUCCAGUCCAGCUGCUAAUCCGUCGGACAAGGAAAGGGACUUUCUUUUGAGACUUCAUAGCUCGUUACGACAUGUGCUUCUUUACGAAGAUAAAGAUUUGCAACGAAGAGCGCGGGAAAUGAUUCCCUUGGCUGAGUUAGAGAAGAGAGCCAAAGAAGCCAGCGAGAGAACUAAGCAGGGAGGGGAUGGUGGGGUAGAUGAAAGAGAUUGCCUUGUGUUAGAACUUCUAAAUUGGUUUAAAGGUACUUUUUUCAAGUGGGUGGACAAACCUUCCUGCCCGUCAUGUGGUUCUCUGACGUUCGCUAUUGGUGUGGUUCCCCCGACACCUGAGGAAAUGGCCUGGGGGGCUGGGAACGUGGAGAGUUAUAAAUGUGUUUACUGUGGAAAGGUUACAAGAUUCCCAAGAUACAAUCACCCUGCAAAACUUUUGGAAACACGCAGAGGCCGAUGCGGUGAAUGGGCCAAUUGUUUCACAUUAUGCUGUCGAGCUAUAGGAUUUGAGGCGCGACACAUUUUGGAUUGGACAGAUCACGUAUGGACAGAAGUGUAUUCUGAAGCUCAGCAGAGAUGGCUGCAUUGUGACUCCUGUGAAAACGCCUGCGAUAAACCGCUGCUUUAUGAGGCUGGCUGGGGAAAGAGACUCAGUUAUAUCAUAGCGUUCUCUCAUGAGCAGGUUUUGGAUGUGACAUGGCGAUACUCUGCCAAGCAUGACGAGGUGAAAAAGGCGAGAAAUUUAGUGUCAGAAGCCUGGUUAGUGGAGACGUUAAACAGAAUGACUGAAGAGCAUCAAAGAAACCUUAGUGAAGCUAGGCGAAAAGCUUUGGCGGAGCGUCAGGUGAAGGAAUUGGUUGAGUUCUUUACCAUAAAGUCUGUGCGUCAUGAUGAACUGCAGGGACGAGUGUCAGGUUCUUUGGCCUGGAGGCUGCUUCGAGGCGAAACAAAACAACAAGCAGAUGAAGAGAAGCACGAGCCUUAUAUUUAUAAACCUACUGACGAGGAAAUCAAGGAAAAAAGACUACGCCUGUGCUUUAAUUGCGUGACGAAUAAAUAUUUCCGAGGUUAUGAUAGAGAGUUAGAUCUUUCUGGUUGGCAGUCGAGAGUGGCUUCAUUCAGUUCUAUCACACGUAAAGUCGAGAGGGACUGGAAAAUGGUUUACCUGGCGCGAACAGAAACUGCUUCAACUGGCCAUAUAACCUGGCAAAUAGAUUUAAAUUCCUGUGAUCUUGUGAUCGACAGUGUUACAAUAAUAGCUAGGAGCGACACUUUUCAGACUGGACGGGUGGACUGGAAACUAAGUGGGGAUGAGGAGAAUCAAGUAGAAAUGCUAUCAGGAGGCCAGGAAUCCACCAUAACGUCCGUACUCAGUGGCUCCAAAACUCUCAAAUUGACGGCCACGAUCAGUGGCGGGAAAGGAGACGUUGCUUGGCAACACGCUCAGAUUUUCCGUCAGUCGUUCACCAGUCAAAGUGAAUAUCCCUUGGAUAUCUUAGUCUCUAUGAAAGAACCUUCACGUGAUACUCAUCUUUAAGGCUUGUGACCCUAGAGUUUGCUGCUACAGUAAAAUCCUACUGAAAUGAGCUCGUCGCACGAGCAAAUUGUUAACAACACAGUUGUCAAACUCGAGCAUGCGAAAGGGCAUUAAUCCAGGCCGUCCGUAUGUCAAUUUCCCGCGCAAAAUUCUAAAGGAAAACCUAAGAAACAACCGUUGUCUUGCAAAAUAAGGAAAAGAAAAUUUAAACGUUCAUCGAUAUCUGUAAUUGGGGAAAAAGUAAGGAAGGGGAAAACUCGUGACUUAUCGAACACAAAACCUUUUCAAAUACGGAUAUCCCGUUGAUUUUAGCUUAACCAAAAUUACUCUGUCAACUCUAAGAUAUCAGUUGGCUGAAGUAAAUCAGUUUUUUUUUUUAUAACGAACCCCGAUAUAGCCAAGAAACUUCUUAAGACCAGCCAUUCGUAAAAGCAAUGUUUGAAUGUCAUAGAAUGCUUUCGUUACUUGUCAAACCGACCGAGUUUUUUACAUUAGGGUUUUACUGUAGUUUACAUUUACUGUAGCUUAUAUUUAACAGAUAGCGGAAAACUUAGUUCAUUACAUUCUAUAGGAGUCAAAAUAUUUAGUUGUCUAGUCGAAUUUACUCGUUUUAAGAAUUCAUUCUCGACUUGUUCUUUGCAUUUUCUGUCUGCAUUUAUUCGUAACUUCUGUGGCAGUUUCCAGACUCAUUAAUAGUAAGUAGAUAUGAUGCAAGUACAGUAAGAUUUAAAUUCACCAGAGUGUAGAGCAUAGUGAAGAAAAGAAAUUAAAUUCUUAACGUGAGGAACUUGUGAUAUGCAUAUGGUAGGUUAAUUAAAAUGAAGUUUAGAAUAAAGUAUGUGAUUUAAAAAAA
This is a messenger RNA of Pocillopora damicornis (cauliflower coral), 3217 nucleotides long. Its product is annotated as peptide-N(4)-(N-acetyl-beta-glucosaminyl)asparagine amidase. Gene Ontology annotation, molecular function: peptide-N4-(N-acetyl-beta-glucosaminyl)asparagine amidase activity. Gene Ontology annotation, cellular component: nucleus; cytoplasm; cytosol. Gene Ontology annotation, biological process: protein deglycosylation; glycoprotein catabolic process. The record is from RefSeq and is a predicted model, not a curated record. Lineage: Eukaryota; Metazoa; Cnidaria; Anthozoa; Scleractinia; Pocilloporidae.